AUGCAGCGCCGCCGAGCGAGCGCCCUCCCCGCCCUGCUCCUGCUGGCCCUCGGCGCGCUGGCCCUCUCGGGCGCCUUCGUGCCCGCGCCGCCGCCGGCCCCCGCGCGCGGGCCGGCGCUGGACGCGGUGGCCGCCGGGGCGGCGGCCGGGCUCCUCUCCGCGGCGCCGGCCCAGGCGAACGGGUCUCAGCUCUUCGGCGCGCGCUACACGGGGCUCCUCUUCGAGGAGAUCAUACCAUACGCUCUCGUGUCGUCCUUCACGAUCCUCUGGGGCAUCGUGCUGGGCUUCGUGCUGCUGAGGCUGCAGGAGGCCUUCCCCGAGUGA
Prorocentrum cordatum is the source of this 324-nucleotide messenger RNA. The record is from the annotation of a GenBank genome assembly. NCBI's taxonomy places the organism in Eukaryota, Dinophyceae, Prorocentrales, Prorocentraceae.